Messenger RNA from Sabethes cyaneus, 4938 nucleotides. It is a transcript of the gene Grip163, whose product is annotated as gamma-tubulin complex component 6. Gene Ontology annotation, cellular component: spindle pole; gamma-tubulin complex; equatorial microtubule organizing center. The record is from RefSeq and is a predicted model, not a curated record. Gene Ontology annotation, biological process: spindle assembly; mitotic cell cycle; microtubule nucleation. Gene Ontology annotation, molecular function: microtubule minus-end binding; gamma-tubulin binding. The transcript has 4 exons. Bases 62 to 4522 code for a protein of 1486 amino acids. Lineage: Eukaryota; Metazoa; Arthropoda; Insecta; Diptera; Culicidae.
AAUAACAGUGUAACGGUUGUGUGAAAAGUGAAAAAUCGAUACCGUAACUUACGUAAAAAUAAUGUCCUCGGUCGGAGUGCACGAGCUCGUGGGCAGCCUGGUGCAAGCCGUAGGCCGAGAAUCAACCCGUCGCCCGUCGGAUUCUACGGUAAAAAAGUGCAAAUCGUUAGCAUUUGGAAUUCUGCUGCGAAAGCGUUCUGGUCCCGGUAUUGACCUAUCGAACGGGAAUGAUUUGGCCGAGCAGCUGAUAAUGGAGGAACCACUCGAGAUGCUGCAUUGUCAUGUGUUUGAGAUGCAAAUGCGAGCCCGGUAUCAGUUCCAAAAGCGCAGAUGUGAGCGAUUUCAGCGUUUGCUGGAGCAGUUGGAACAACAGCCGGAGGGUAAAUUGUUGGGCGUGGAAAAGGAAACGGAAAUUUUGCAAUUUUUGCUGCUGCUGCGGGAUUCGGUUCCCGAUGGAAAGGAUUGCAGUGAAUCGGAAUUCCGUGCUGGAGACUGGAUGCCAUCGAUGCACAUGGGACCAUAUCCAAUAUUUCAGCGCGAAGACUACCUAGUGGAAUCGGAAAAGCUGGACGCCUUUCUUCGGGAAAACCCCUCUAAUCCUUACUGCUUUAAGAAAUCGGAAUCGGUUUUCUCGGAGAAUGUUGCCAAUAUGCUGAAAAUCACAAACGGUACCAAAAAGGAACGAGGUCUUCCGCCAGUGGCGAGUACCUACUUCAGUGAUCCAAUGGCUGAAUUGCUCAGUUAUCAAGGACCUUUUCGGUAUAACAUGAUGAAGGGUGGGAUUGAGGAGGACGAGCAACUACUGACAAGUUUCGAGAUUAUUCCGGGAGAAUCGACCGAACCGGUUGUAUCCGUGAGCCGAGAGCGUGAACAGGUGUUCAAUUUCAAUUGGGAAAACUUGGGAAAUCGAUUCGUCCCAGUGGAGAACAGUUUCGCUUCGGAAUGUAAUGCCACAUUGCAUCUGAAGGCGGUUGAGGCUGGUCGUUCAGGGGAAGCAAUCGAUGUGAAAGUGGUUAGAAAUGAAGACUUUUUGGGAGACGUUAAGUUGCUACUUAUUGGAAUAAGCUCCAGAUGCUUUCGCUACGAUGAUAGCAAUCGCUUUCUGAUGGUGGGCAAUUUCACUGUCGAAGGAGUUUCCUGCCUGGCAAUGAAAGCUGUCAUCGAUCAGUUUGUGCAGUUGGGGACCUGUUUUCGACGGUUGCAGAAAAUGACCAAAAAAAAUCCGUACAAUCAUGCCAUGCUUCUGGAGGGUUUUGUUUUUAAAGCUUUCUGCGAUAGUGUCGAACGGAUUUUGAGCUCUUUUCGGAUUGUAGCUUACAGCUACGAGGGAAGUUCGCUGCUGCAACUGCAGCGCCAGAUAGAACCCAUGCGAAGGCAAAUCCUAGCGUUGGCCAAAUUUUGUGGCAUUCAUCCGGAGCAUGAAAGCGACAAAGAUUUUCCUAUUGGGUCUGUUUUUCUGGACCAUUUGUAUAAGGAGAUCAUUUAUAUCACCUGCCCGGAUGUGUCCUGUUUUCUGUUGCACAUUUUGAAAAACUGCUGUUCUGCCUAUUUCCUGCUGUUUCAGCAGUGGCUGUUCGGCGGUCAGCUGCACGAUCCUAGCGGGGAGUUGUUCAUUUAUUUUGUGAAUCAUUACCGACCGAAAACCAAGCACCACUUCGAUAAGGCGUUUCUUAUACGACGUCAGGCGGUGCCCGGGUUUCUACGAGGUUAUGAGGAGGAUAUACUGCUCUGUGGGAAGUAUACCAUGCUGUUGAAAGCAUUUCGACCGACGCAUCCCAUCUUCUCGCUGAAAAUCCCAAAACUGGAGGUCUGCCUCUCGUACGGUUCGGUCGAGCAGUUGAAAACCCGCUGGCUGCAGUACGUUACGAAGGCGAGGGAAAUCUGCGGACCGGCCGUUUCCGUUCAGCAGCUGUACGAAGAGAAGGAACAAGCCCGGGAACAGUUCCUGCGUCAGGUGGAGGAAAAUUUCCGCCGCUGUAUGGCUCAGUGGCGGCUGGAUCAGGACGCGGAAGCGGAGCAACUGCGCCGCCGAAAGGAACGCCAGCGGGAAGAGCUGCUCGAUCAGCUGAAUGAGAUACGGGAGAAUAAGCUAGCGGCUCGCCGGCAGGAUUUGGAGCUGGAGCUGCGGGUGCAGCAGGAAGCGUUAGGGAUCGAGAAUCGACGGUUGCUGGCAGAGAAUUUGGAAAGGGAAAAGACGAUUGAAGGGUACAGGGAGUUGAACCAGAUGAUGGAUGAGAAACAAAAGCGAGCGGAGGGAGAGGUUGUACGAUUGAAACUUGAAGCGGCUGGUGGGGAUAGUGAUUUUGAAUCUUGUGUGGGAGGGAGUACGACGGAAGAUGAGGGUUCUUCGAUUUAUGAGGAUGCUCAGAAGAGUCCUCUUAGUGAUCGUCCGGCAGAGUUGUCCAAUGAGGAGGACGAAGAGGAUAAAACGAUUGUGGAAAGUGAUGCGGUUAACUGCAACGAUGUUGUUAGUGAAUUGGAGAAAAACAGGCAAAAGGUUCUGGGGUCAAAUUUGGGUAACUAUUUGAAUGAAGAUCACGAGAAUGCUAAUGUGGAAGCGAUCAAGGAAACUGCUUCGGCUGGAAUAAGGCAACUGACUGAAGCACAGCGCAACAAGAUGAAGGUACUUUCACAGGAGUUUGGUCUCACCGGCAAAACAGAUCUGAAUAGUAAUCAGGUGGAAGACCGUGAUCAAAAUCGUUAUAAAAUAUUAAUCAGUGAUUACACGGCUGGGCGGGAUGAAGGAACAUUGGAGGUCGUUGUCAAACCGGGAACACGCGAGUUGACUGAGUUACAGAAAAACCGUGCGAAGAUUAUGAGCCAAGAGUAUAACGUUAUCGUGGACGAUCACGAUCGUGGCUCGAAACGGGAUCGGAAACCGGAUAUGUAUUUGAAUUUGGAUUCGGAUCGUGCUAGGAACCGUCGGCGGAUUCUGGAAAGUGAAUAUGAUAUCACAACGGGGAUGCAGAACUUCGUAGAUACUCCGAUGUCGGUAGACAGUGACACGAUCAGUGAGGAUAUACAACUGCCGGUUAUUGCGAUCAAUGGAGUUCCCCAGGACAUCAACGCUAAUCCACUUGAAGCGAGCGAAACAAAUGGAAAGUUAAAACUAGACACGGCUGCCGCUCAGGAGAAGUUUAAUGAAAGUCGGUUCGGGAUUCCGGAUACAGCGUUGCUAGAACAGGAAACUCCGGAAAGUGCUCUCAAUACGGCAGGUCGGCAUGCUAAAGAUGGUUUUGAGUUUCCAGAAGUUAGAAAAAGCUGUUCAAUGUUGGAUAUUGAUUCUGGUGAAAAUGACGAGGAAGAUGAAAUCUACAGAGAGUUUAUGGAGGCCCUUCAAAAGCGUGAUUUGAACCUAUGCGCGUUAGCUAGUUUAAACAAUGAGGUCGGUAAUCUGUCAGAACUGCGUCAGUUGGACAGCGAGUUACGGAGUGUCGAUGUUCUCACGGUAACCCGCUUCCUGCAGAGUUCCCUCGUAAUACCUUUGAAAGCUCAUAUGCAAAUCGUGAAUAGUGAAAUCAUGAAAAUGUGUUUAAACGAUCUGGAUAUUUUAGGUCAUUUUGAGAGCCUGCGCAACUACUUUUUCCUGAUGGAUGGAGAGUUCUCCUGUUACAUUUGUGACAACCUAUUCCUGCUACUCGAGGAAGUCCACAGCCCAGACGAGCUGCUGAACUACCAAACGCUGCAUACAAUCUUGGAUUCCGCUCUCUGUUCCAGCGCAGCUGGUGCCGACAAAAAUGCCGACCGCCUGUCCUUCAACGUCGAACAAAUCCCUGACCGAUUCGAUCUCUCCCAGCCGAAUGCAAUCAGCAUGCUUAACCUCAGCUAUCGCGUGGAAUGGCCUCUGAAUCUCAUCCUAAAUCCGGAAACAAUCGAACAAUACACCAACGUGUUCCGAUAUUUGGUCAAAGUACGCCGAGUUAGUUUCGUUCUCGGCAAAUCAUUCCAACUGCUAAAGGAAACUCACAAAAAAUUCGGCAAACGAGUCCUCAGCUCGCCUCAGUACAGCCGGGUCCAGUUGAUCUCGCACAAACUGUCCCACCUGGUUAACGCCCUCAAAAACUACAUCACCAGCAGUGCCCUGCAAGCAUCGUGGGAAGCAUUUCGCAAAGAUCUCGAAACCGCUGAAUCUAUGGAGGACCUCUACCGGAAGCACAAAAGUUACGUCAAACGAAUCCUGUUUCUGUGUUUGCUAAAGAAAGAAAGCGUCGAAUUUUACAACCACAUGGAGGACAUCUUUCGGGUGGUCUUACGCUUUUACAAGCACCUAAAGUCGAAAGAUUGGCGCCCGCAGGACAAAGCGAGCCCCACCUCACCGCUCGUACACCCGAAGUACGCGCAAAUGCUCACCGACGAAAGUGAUUUCGAACAGCUAAUUAAGUACACAAUCUAUCUGGGCAACAAGAUGUACGAUCGUGGCUAUCAGAAGGAGAUUUAUGAGUUUAUUAAUGUUAUCAACAUUAACGGUUACUACAGCAGCGCAGCUGCGCCUGCCGGGGGUAGUGGCAGGGAGGCGUCGUAAGCCAAGCCGCACCACUUCCCGAACGAGCGACCAGUUCCUUUAUAAUCUAGAUCUUGUUGUGCGGAGCUUCCUGUGCCGAUUGUGUUUGGAGUAGGCCCUAUCUUCCUGAUUGCUGUUAUUUUAUACUCUCGUUUGGAAAAUUACAGCUCUUGUUGAGUAGCUCUCUGUUUGUGAUAAGAUAGGGCGCUGCCAAUUCCAAUCGGUUUGGUCGAAUCGGAUGAAUAAUGAUAAUGUUAGGUAUAUACUUUUUAUAGCUGCUAUUGAGCCUUCUUAUUUGACCACCCGGUUUUUUUUGCUAAUGUGGACUGUCGAAGAUAUAUCUCGCUAACUAGUUAGACUCAAUUUACCCACCGUGCGCCACACGCUGAUGGGAGCUAAUCAAAUGCAUUCGAACUAUCCGAAAUGUCUCUCCGGUA